GUUCGAGAGCGAAAAUCACUGACGGGCCGUUGCCCCAACCUACGUUGGGGUCUUCUUCCACAGGGAAAUAACUGAUGUAUAAGUAGACGCGCAUCUACCUCGAUGGGUGGGCAUCCGUCGAUCAUCACUCUUUACACAGUACCUGUCUUUUCGAACUUCGGUUCAGUCCUUCCUUUGCGUCGUCAGGCACACGCCCUUUGGCCAACAGUCCAAUCACAGCUUCGACAGCUCUCUACAAUCACUUCCUUGUAGAUUUACACCAGAUCUUCCGAUCCUUUCAAUCCUUCAAAAUGGUUCAGACAAGCUUUAUUACGCUCCUUCUGCCCGCUCUUGCGCUUGCCGCUCCCUGGGCCGCUCCCAACGCGCCCGCUUCCUCGGCCGCCUACUCCACCGCAGUGGCUCAGCCCACUAGCACCAGCCUCCCCUCCACCACUGGUGGCAAGGUGACAUUCAAGAACAACUGCGACUACGAUGUCACCUACGAGCAGCUGUGCCCUUGCGGCUCCUCCGACGGCAGCGGCACCAUUUCUGCCGGCGCCACCUGGAGCGACUCCAUCUCGGACUGCUCUGGCGGCAACACCGCGCUUAAGCUCUUCAAGGAUGGCGGGUCCAAGCCCAUGCAGUUCGAAUAUGGAAUCCAGAGCGGCAACAUCUGGUACGACAUGUCCUUCAUUGACUGCGUCUCCGGCUCCGACGACUUCAGCCAGUGCGCUGGCUCUGCCUGGUCCAUGGGUGCUGCCGAUAGCUGCCCGACCUACUCCUGCAGCGGAGGUUCCGAGUGCUGCAUCCAGGGCUACUGCGACCCGACUGCGAGCGUUGCCUCUGAGCAGCCGGUCGGUGCUUGCGGCGCGAACCAGGGCUUCUCCGCCAGCAGCGUCGGUGUUAGCAUUGAAAUCUGCGGUGCUUAGAUUUGGGACACCCUUUAUAGGGUAGGCGUUCUAGGGUUAUGAUAGAUAUGAUAGAUGACCCAUGAAUCACGACUUUUACAUUUCAACAC
Paraphaeosphaeria sporulosa is the source of this 997-nucleotide messenger RNA. RefSeq lists its product as uncharacterized. Bases 291 to 908 code for a protein of 205 amino acids. The record is from RefSeq and is a predicted model, not a curated record. The transcript has a single exon. NCBI's taxonomy places the organism in Eukaryota, Fungi, Ascomycota, Dothideomycetes, Pleosporales, Didymosphaeriaceae.